This is a messenger RNA of Meira miltonrushii, 977 nucleotides long. RefSeq names its product putative RHO1-GTP-binding protein of the rho subfamily of ras-like protein. The coding region runs from base 187 to 870 and encodes 227 amino acids. NCBI's taxonomy places the organism in Eukaryota, Fungi, Basidiomycota, Exobasidiomycetes, Exobasidiales, Brachybasidiaceae. The transcript has a single exon. The record is from RefSeq and is a predicted model, not a curated record. Gene Ontology annotation, molecular function: GTPase activity; GTP binding. Gene Ontology annotation, biological process: small GTPase-mediated signal transduction.
GACAAUCGUUCCAGGAGAACGUCGCCAGCAUUCAGAUAGAUCAUCCCUUUCUACCGAUUCGUCCUUAUCAAAGUACAAUCAGAGGAAAAGUCGAACCGGAACUAUUUUGAUCAAAGUUGAACACGGAUCAUCGAAUCUGCUUUCAAGGUAUCAUUACAAUACAUCUAAUACAUCACACCAAUCACAAUGAACGCACAGCAGACAUCCUCUACGCUAAAUUCAGCGCCUCCAGGCCAAGGCUCACUACCGAAUGGAGGUGGAGAUAUUCCCGGAAGACCGCAUAUAGAUUUACAAAAGAAGUUGAUUAUGGUAGGAGAUGGAGGGGUAGGAAAAACGGCACUUUUGAUCACAUAUGCAGAAAACAGAUUUCCCGAACAAUAUAUCCCAACAGUAUUUGAAAAUUACGUUCCAAUCAUUCGAUUUGAAGGAAAGACGAUCGAAUUGGCACUUUGGGAUACGGCAGGACAAGAAGAAUACGAUCGAUUAAGACCGUUGAGUUAUCCGGAAACAGAUGUUAUCUUGAUCGGAUUUGCGAUCGAUUAUCCAGUCAGUUUGGCAAACGUACAGGAUAAGUGGUAUCCAGAAGUAAAUCACUUUUGUGAAGGCGUUCCGAUCAUUUUGGUUGGAUUGAAAACAGAUUUACGAUCGGAUAAACACGGUUUGGCAAUGUUGGCCGCUCAAGGUACAAAACCAGUUUCACCCGAACAAGGACAGGCAGUCGCAAAAGAAAUCGGAGCAAGACAUUACGUCGAAUGCAGUGCAAAGAAUCGAGAUGGUGUACAAGAAGUGUUUGAUACUGCCUUACGUGAAGCAUGCAGAAAGAGAUGGAACAAGAAAAGAAUAGGGCAAAAGAAGUGCCUAGUGCUAUGAUGAACAAAAAAAAGAUAUCUUCAUUCAACUUUUUCUCUUCCUCUUCUUUUACAGUAAAUUAAGAUCAAUCGCUCUGCAUCUGCACAUUUGUACUAAUUCUCACCAAC